UCCUCCCCCUCCCCCCUCGGAGCUGUCAUCGGCUCUCUGCUCUUAAACCGUGCUGCUGAAACCGUUUAUCCCUGUUCAGGACUAGCAGCCAUGGCUGAAAUCAAGACAGGAAUAUUCGCGAAAAACGUCCAGAAAAGGCUCAGCAGAGCACAGGAGAAGGUUCUUCAGAAGUUGGGAAAAGCAGACGAGACCAAAGAUGAACAGUUUGAGCAGGUCGUCGUCAACUUCAAGAGACAGGAGUCCGAAGGCUCCAGGCUGCAGAGAGAGAUGAAGGCCUACAUGGCUGCCAUUAAAGGCAUGCAGCAGGCGUCCAUCAACCUAUCAGAGUCUCUCCAUGAGGUGUACGAGCCUGACUGGUAUGGCAAAGACGAUGUCAUGGUCCUUGGUAAGGACAGUGAUGCAUUGUGGGAAGAUUUCCACAAUAAGCUGGUGGAUUCCACACUGCUCAACCUGGACGGCUACCUGACGCAGUUCCCUGACCUCAAGACCAGGGUGGCCAAGAGGAGCAGGAAGCUGAUCGACUACGACAGCGCUCGCCAUCACAUGGAGACGCUACAGGCGUCGGGGAUGAAGAAUGACCGCAAGAUGGUGAAGGCAGAAGAAGAGUUGAAAAAAGCUCAAAAGGUCUUUGAUGAACUAAACGUUGGUCUCCAAGAUGAACUGCCCACACUUUGGGACAGUCGCGUGGGGUUCUACGUGAACACGUUUAAGAACGUGACCAGCCUGGAGGCCAAGUUCCAUCGGGAGAUCUCUCUGCUCUGCAAGCAGCUUUAUGAAGUGAUGACGAAGCUUGGAGAGCAGCAUUCAGACAAGAUGUUCACCAUCCAAGGAGCACCAAGUGACUCGGGACCGCUCCGUCUAGCCAGAACCCCGUCCCCGCCCGACGAUGAUGACGACAGCCCCCCGACCAGCCCGGAGACGGGAACCAACCACAUGCUGAUGCCCCACUCGCCCGGACCUCCGCGACCCAAAUCCCCCAUGCAGCCGAGAAAGGGUCCCCCGGUGCCUCCUCCCCCCAAGGCCACGCCCACCCGGGAGGUGGCCCAGGAGCAGAUCAUCGACCUGUUUGGAGGGGACUUCCUACCAGCACCCACGCCCUCACAGCCCAAUGAGCGACCCGGAGAGUCACUCAUGGAUCUGGACUUUGAUGCCUUCCAGCCGGACGACAGCGUGUCGCCCAUACCUCAGACGGCUGUCCCUUGGGAUAUGUGGUCGGGAAGUGCUCAACCAGCACAACCUGCGGCCGACAGCGGCUUUGGCUUCGUGGCGGACUGGUCAGCUGACUUUGGCGGCGCCGGCGCUAACGGAGACGGCCCUGUGGCCCCGGCGGGAGCAGAGAGCGCUGGGUGGCCCGCGGCCGAGGCCUCCCCGGCGGCCUGGCCCGCGGCCGAGGCCCCCCCGCCCCCAGGGCCCGAUGACGCCCAGGCCUGGCCCGCGGCCAAGGCCCCCCCGCCCCCAGGGCCCGAUGACGCCCAGGCCUGGCACGCCGGGGGCGGUUGGGCGGAGCAGGAGCCGGAGGACACUGCCGCCGCAACCCCUCCACCAGCAGCAGCAGCAGAAGAAGCUCCACCAGCAGCAGCAGCAGAAGAAGCUCCACCAGCAGCAGCAGCAGCAGAAGCUCCACCCCCAGCAGAAGCUCCACCCCCAGCAGAAGCUCCACUGCAGCCCGUGGAGACCGCCGCAAGCCCGACGUCGGCCGCUCCCGUUGAGGGGACCAAUGCUUUUAAUGGAUUUGCUCAGGAGGAAGCUGGAUCCUCGUUCUUUGCAGACUUUGAUAACAUGAAGGACAGCGGGGACGCGGUCAAAAGCCCCCUCACCACCAACACAGCAGCCCCAUCGGUCGAUGAAGCCGCCGAAGCGCCCGCCGCGACGGGGUUGGCGAACGAGGAGGACGAGCUGCUGGUGGAGGCUGCCUCCCCAUUGGAGGCUGAGGCAGAGGGGGCGGAGGCAGCGGGCGACGUGCCGGAAGAUGUCACCGCAGCAACGGCAGAAGAACCGGUGGAUCGAUCCAGCGCCGAGGCCCAGGCGGAGGAGGUUGACGCCAGCCCGACGGAGGCAGUGGUGGUGGAGGAGGUGAAGGGGGAGGUGAAGGAAGAAGUGACAGAGGAGGUGAAGGACGAGGUGAAGGAAGUAGUGACAGCGGAGGUGAAGGAGGAGGUGAAGGAGGUCACCCCCACAAGUCCAAAGGAAGAGGAGAAGCUGGCUUCCCCAGUGUCUGCUCCUGUGGAGGUGGCUGUCCCAGAGCCAGACAUUAUACAGAUCCCCACUGCCGAGGAGGACAAGAUGACUUCAUCCAGCGAAACAGACCCUCUGGAAUCUGCCACGACCCCAGAGGAGCGGAGAGAGAGCCCCAUCGAGGACAGCUCGAAAACGAUGCCUAUCCCUUCCGUGGUGAUUGAACCCGCGUCCAGUAACGAGGGUGAUGACGACCGCGACGUGGACAUCAUUUCCCCCGUCGCCGCCAUCAGUGACAACGGCGUCAUGGCGACAGAAGCCAAGGUGUCCGGAGCCGCCGCUGGUGGCCAUGGGCUCCCCGACGGCUUCCUCUACAAGGUGGAGACGAUGCACGACUUUGAGGCGGCAAACUGUGAUGAGCUGGAACUGAAAAGGGGGGAUAUGGUCCUGGUGGUGCCCACAGCCUUACUGGAGGACCAGGAUGCCGGCUGGCUAACAGGGUUCAAGGAGAGCGACUGGAAGACGCUCGGGACUGCUGCCCCUCGAGGACUUUUCCCCGAGAACUUCACACAGCGGGUGGACUAAAAAGGGGGAACAAAUAAAAAAGGGAUCCCCCGGGAGUGGGAGAGGAGCGACCGGGAGGGAGAGGAACGCAUGACCAUGCUUCCCAGUCUUAAAACAUGUAGCUGUGUUCUGAACCCCACUCGUACCACCGGUACGCAGCAGGGGGAAAAUAACAACAGGUGAAUCAUCGCGGAAAAAAUGUAACUUUAACCUCCGAGAAAAACCAUACAGCAGUAUAAGAAACACUAGUGUAUACUCCAAGUUAGCAAAGUAAAACAAAAACGACACAAGCAUGACGUGAUUAAUAGGUCGAUCCCUCCUUUUGAAUCCGAGAAAUGUGUUUGUGUGUAUGUUGGAGAAAUAUGUAAGAAGUGAUGUGCGUGUGUGUGUGUGGUUGUGUUUGUUUGGGAGCAUGGGGACCACUACACCACCCAACCCCACCCCGACCCCCGACCCCCGACCCCCCCCCUCUCCCAUCUGUUACCAGAUAAAGAAACCGUGGAAGAUGUCGUCCUGAUUGCUAACGUGACCUUCUCCUCUUCCGCUCAGAGUGUCUUGUUAUUGGUUGCGACGGAGCAGCCCAGCAGUCCGUAUCGAUGUGAUCUCUCUUUAACCCUUUUCACCUGAGUGUUUACAUGAGGCAUUUCAAUGUUUCUUUGAAUAAAACCGUUGUUACGUUGUUACCCAGCAGCCGUUGUUAGUGUAACGUUGUCGUGGAAGCGCCGCCGGGAUGCGGCAGUUGGUCGAUGACUCGGGCGCUUGAUGCGUGGAAUGGUGCGUCGGCCGUCAUUGAGGUUUAUGUUUUGCGGUGCUUUUGCCAAAAUGAAUUGACAAUAACUAUUUGGUCAUCUGAGCAUGUGCGUUUAAACAUGCAAAGGAUAUAUCUCACUCUUGAAAAAGUAAUAAAAGCGUAUCUUCCUGGUAUUAAAUGAAUCGUUGUAUAUCUUUUGAACCCGUCCCUAUUUUUCCUCCUGAAUAGAUGUUUAUAUCAUUUCAAGAGAUCUGCAUAAGAUAAACUCUGUGCUCAUAUAAAUGUACCUUUCUAUAUUUGAGUUUGUGUUCACAGGUACACGAUGUUGGAGUGAAAAAUAAACUGAUAUGCAGCUAUGUGUUAAAUUGUUGGACUUCUCACAGUUGGGACUUUACAUAUAUCCGCAGUCCAACUGUGCAGUAGAUCAAUGAGUAUGACGUCACUUCCUCUUGUGCUACUGUAACCCCCUUUCCAUUGAUUUUUUGUGAUGUACAUACCUUGAUUAUUUACCUAAAGGCAAAUAAAGAUUAAAUCACA
This is a messenger RNA of Gadus macrocephalus (Pacific cod), 4027 nucleotides long. It is a transcript of the gene amph, whose product is annotated as amphiphysin. Gene Ontology annotation, cellular component: synaptic vesicle; cytoplasm; plasma membrane. Gene Ontology annotation, biological process: synaptic vesicle endocytosis. The transcript is spliced from 24 exons. The coding region runs from base 91 to 2760 and encodes 889 amino acids. The record is from RefSeq and is a predicted model, not a curated record. NCBI's taxonomy places the organism in Eukaryota, Metazoa, Chordata, Actinopteri, Gadiformes, Gadidae. Gene Ontology annotation, molecular function: protein binding; phospholipid binding.